AUGAGAUCCAGAAAAGUGGCGAGCCAGCUCGAGUUGCGAGAAUGUCUUCUGAAGCUUUUCAGAAGGAAGUAUUCGUUUCCAAUUGCAAGAAAGAACACUUUGAGUAUCAUAAUCUUUGCCUCUAAUACGGGCAAGGUCGUCCCAAAUCUGGCUAUAGAGAUGUAUAUCAAUGAGAAACUGCAGAUUUUCAGAGCAGUGGGCAUGAUGGACAAAUUCCCUAAAUCUUUGCGGAUUGAAAAAAUGUUGAUAUUUAGAUUUGCGUAUGGCGCGCUAAAUGAGCCGUCUUUAACUGUGAGACCACCAGUAAUAUCACUGGUUGUUAUUUUGCACGAGGCAAACUCAGGAUAA
Messenger RNA from Brettanomyces bruxellensis, 348 nucleotides. RefSeq lists its product as uncharacterized. The transcript has a single exon. Bases 1 to 348 code for a protein of 115 amino acids. The record is from RefSeq and is a predicted model, not a curated record. Lineage: Eukaryota; Fungi; Ascomycota; Pichiomycetes; Pichiales; Pichiaceae.